GAGACGCAGGUGAGCGGACACUGACCGCACCGUACCCGCUCUCCAUCACCGCAGGGGGAUUAAAAACACACACAGACCCAGAGAAUCCUCCAGAGACAGAGAGCGGAUAUUUCCUCGAGGCCCUGGUCAGAUAGAGAGAGAGAGGCGGUCAUCACAGAGAGUCAGCUGCAGCUCAGACUGUGAUGGUACCAGUUGACCUUCUUCCAUCCAUCUCUCUACGACAGUGAAUCAGUGAAGGUCGUUCAGAGAUGACAGAACCAGGAGCCAGAGUGGUGAAGCCUCCUCAGAUACUGAUGCUGUGUCUCCUCCCGCUGCUGUGGCUGCAGCCGGAAGACGCCAAAGCCUGGAAGCAAACCGGGCCACGACUGCAGCUCUCCCACUCAGAUCUGAAGAACAGCUCGGCCGUCUUCUGGGAGGGCGGAGUCAGCGGUGGAUACCAGGCCUUGUUAUUGGACGAGGAUCAGGGGUGGCUGUUGGUGGGAGGGAAGGACUACAUCUACCUGCUGAGGCCGGACAGCCUGGACCGGCCAAUGCACACGAUCCACUGGCCCGCUGCCAAAGAACAUGUGGAGCACUGCAGGCUGGCCGGGAAAAGUCUGGAGACGGACUGCGCCAACUUCGUGCGUCUGCUGCAGCCGUUCAAUAAGACCCACGUUUAUGCUUGUGGCACCGGCGCCUUCCAUCCACAGUGUGCAUACCUACACAUAGCACUCAGCACAGAGGAGCCGUUGUUCAUGUUGUCUCAUUUGGUGGAGUCUGGCAGAGGGAAAUGUCCGUUCAGUCCCAGAGAGCCGUUCACUGCUCUGCUGACCGACGGUGAGCUGUAUGCAGGAACCUCGGUAGACUUCAUGGGAGCGAACGCAGCGAUCUUCCGUACGUCUGUUCAUGGCAGCAGUCAACAUUACAUCCGGACUGAAGCGUACGACCACAACUGGCUCAACGAGCCGGACUUCAUCGGCUCCUUCUCCAUCCCCGACACCCACAGUCCGGACGACGACAAGGUCUACUUCUUCUUCAAGGAGCGUGCGACGGAGGCCGGACAGUGGGACAAGAGGGUCUACAGCCGCGUGGCUCGAGUCUGCAAGAAUGACGUAGGAGGAAAGAGGAGUCUGAUCAACCGUUGGACCACCUUCCUCAAAGCCAGACUGGUGUGUUCGGUGCCCGGUCCGUCUGGAGUCGACACACAGUUCAAUGAGCUCGAGGACAUCUUUGUUCUGGAGACGAAGGACCCUCAAAACCCGACCGUCUAUGGCGUCUUCAGUACGUCCAGCUCUGUAUUUCCGGGUUCGGCAGUGUGUGUGUUCUCCAUGGCGUCCAUCCGAGCUGCUUUCAACGGACCGUUUGCCCACAAAGAAGGUCCUGACUACCGCUGGGUGGAGUACAAGGGCCGCAUCCCAUACCCGAGGCCUGGCACCUGUCCCAGCGAGACGUACGACGCUCUCCAUAAGUCCACCCAGGACUUCCCUGACGAGGUGGUGAGCUUCAUGCGGCAGCACCAGCUGAUGUGGGAGCCGGUCCUGCCUCUGGGCCGCAGACCCAUCCUGACCCGGGUCAACGCACCCUACAGGCUGAAGAAGGUCGUGGUGGACCGGGUGGACGCCGAGGACGGACCCUACGAUGUCCUACACCUGGGCACAGAUGAUGGGAAGGUGGUGAAGGUGGUGUCGGUCAUCAAAGACAGCUGGGACACGGAGGAGAUCAUUCUGGAGGAGCUGACUGUCUUUCAAAGUCCCACUCCAAUCCUGAGCAUGGAGCUGUCUACCAAGAGACAACAGCUGUACGUGUCCAGUGAGCUCGGCGUGGUCCAGCUGGGGCUCCAGAGGUGUGAGCUGUACGGGGCCGACUGUGCCGAGUGCUGCCUGGCCAGAGACCCCUACUGCUCCUGGGACGGCCAGACCUGCUCCAGAUACUUCCCCACCAGCAGGAGGCGGGCGAGGAGACAGGAUGUGAAGUACGGAGACCCCCGGAGUCAGUGCCCAAUCACAGAGGACGAUCCGGAGUCCGUGGAGGUGAGGUCGGUGUACGGCGUGGAGGGGAACUCCACCUUCCUGGAGUGCGUUCCUCGCUCACCUCAGGCCGAGGUCAGGUGGACGGUGCAGCUGACGGAGAGCCAGACGCUCAGCCAGACACACAGGUCUCUCUCUCUCUCUCUGUCCGAAGAUGAGCGCUCCCUCCACAUGAAGCGAGGGUUGCUGGUUCAACGCCUGGAGCUGGCUGACUCGGGCCUCUACACCUGCGCCAGCCACGAGCACUCCUACAGCCAGGUCCUGGCCCGGUACCGGAUCCACAUCAUCCCCACCCACAGCCUCCAACCCCGACACCAGCAGAGCCUCGGCCCCAACCAGCCGGGCCCCGUGGCCCUCGGGGUCGCCGGGUUCCUCGGCCAGUCCGGACCCAACCACCAUCUACCGGUUCAAUCUGCGGGCCACAGGAACUCCUGGCUGCCUCUGAAGAGCUACAAAGACCUGCAGAUGGUCGGGACCAACAGCCUGAGCGUGGACGAGUACUGCGAGCAGCUGUGGUACCGAGAGAAACGCCGGCAGCAGAAGCUUCGCACUCUGAAGCUGAAACAGGAGAGCAGGAAAGCUCGGGUGAGGAGGAACAACCCUCCGGAGACUCCGCUCUAGUCGGUGGAGGACUUAAGAGAGACUGCUGAUGGACUUCAGAUCCUGAACUAGGAGACGUUUCCUCUACAAUGUUUGCUUUUUGAGCAAAUAAUGCCAUUAAAAACUAAAAUAAGACAUUAGUAUGUCCUCAUCCUGAAUAUUUUGGCAUCUGAACUAAAAUUGAUAUGUAGAAAAAUGUCUUUUGUCUCUGAAUUUAUAUUAUUAGAAAUAUGCAUUAUUGUUUUUUGUGGCGUCAGGUAAAUAAAAAAUAUAAAUCAGCUCAUGACACAGAAUCCAAAAAUAUGUUAUGUUAAAUAUAACAGAGAAUAGUUACAAGACAAUAUACUGUAUUAUCUGUCCACCUCAUCAGACACAAAAAGACGUGGUUAAAAGGGAAAUGAUGCAUCUGAUCAUAUUUCAGUUUACAUAACGUCAUCUUAUUAUCUGUCAAGUACAAUCUACCAUUUGUUGUGUCUCAGCUAAUUAGCUUAGCGAUGCCAAAAACUGUUCAGAGUUUAAAGGGAUAGUUGUGAUGUUUAGAAGUGUGGUUGUGUGAGGUACUUCUCUAUCGUCACUAUAUUACUGCAGUAGAUGGAGUAAAGUAAAGUACUGCUGUGGACGUAUUUAAGACACCUAAAAGAAUCAAUAUCAGUUCAAGAGUACACUUUAUUUAGAAUAUUUAAACCUCUACUUUGCUGUCACACAGACCUUUAUGACGGGAGCUGAAGCUCUCUUCAAAGACAUUUUAUCUCUUAGAACACAGGAGUGGCUGGUUUACUGUUGCCUCCAUCUGUAUUUGUUUUUUGUUGUUGUGUGACUUUGGUGUUUUAAAGGAUUAAUUCAGAUUCACCAAAGUCACAUAAUAGCAUGAACUAACUAACUGGUGGAGUCAGCUGUAGACCAACAACUCCUGUGGUCCAUGAGGUAAAUUUACUAUUUUUCUGAAUGGAGUUUGGUGAGUUUGAAGAGAGCAUAGAUUCCAUACUGUACUCCUGCCUGCUUUUCAAAACUAGGAGCCUCCACCGUCUACUGUAGUAAUACACAGCUUCUGGAUAAGUAUCGCAUACAACAUCACUUCAAAACUUCACAACUAAAUAUAGAACUUUUAGUGUUUCAGACGAGUGGGCUAAAGGAGGAAACCUCGUCAGACUAUUUACUUUUACUUUAAUGUUUUGAAUUUACAAAUAUCCACACUUCAAUAAGUAUUUUUCUGUCCAAAAUAUCUAUUCAGAAAAUGGCACCAGAUAGUAAAUAAUGGACGGACAUAGAGGUGAAACUAUAUCAGGAUCUCACGCACAAUGCCGACAGAAAUAUGUAAACUAUAUAUAUAUAAACAGUAUAAAUUAAUGACAGAACAAGAAAAGUGUUUGCCGAUGUACUGCUUCACAUGUAACUGUGUUUAAACAUAAAAUGUUUGACUUGUAUUUAUGUUUGUUUUGAGACGUAAUCUACACAGAUUAGAUCUACUUCAUAUUUACAGAGUGAAUAAAAGCCUCAGUGGAAACGCACACAUGAAAUGGACCUUGCCUGAAAAUACACAAUGUAUAGCUUAUGUGUUACUCAUGUGUAUUAAAGAACUCUAUUUUUGAUAGUUUUCUUUCUUUGUAUUCUAGAUUCUGUAUUUUCUCAAUGUUUAUAUGAACUCGUGUGUUUCUCAUAAGCAAAAUAAAAACUUUUUUCAAUUUUAAUAA
Molecule: messenger RNA, 4297 nt
Organism: Anoplopoma fimbria (sablefish)
Lineage: Eukaryota; Metazoa; Chordata; Actinopteri; Perciformes; Anoplopomatidae
Product: semaphorin-3D
Exons: 19
Coding region: 249-2627 (792 amino acids)
Biological process (GO): neural crest cell migration; negative regulation of axon extension involved in axon guidance; negative chemotaxis
Molecular function (GO): chemorepellent activity; semaphorin receptor binding
Source: RefSeq, a predicted model, not a curated record